AUGGCCAUCUUCUCGCUCUGCGCGCGCGACCGCGCCAUGUCCAGCGGUUCGCUGCCGCCAGCAUCGCCGGUGAGCAGCACGGCCUCGAGCGCGGUGUCGGCGCGAGACGACGACGCCCUGAGCGUUGCGAGCGAAUUCUUCAGUGACGUCGAUGACGACGACAACGACGACUGCGCCUCGGACGACGCUGUUGCUGGUGCUGCUGACGACGACGACAACUCCGCUACUGACACCGCCACCGCUUCCGACGAGGGCGCUGCACGUGUCGAGACCACCGGGUCAGCAAAUCCAACAGCUGGUGCCGACUUGCACCGGCUGUGCACGAUGGGCAGCACCAAUCUUCCCGCUGGCGCCGGUCUGACUGACCCCAUGCACACCGAUGGGAUCGGCAACGACGUUGCCCAAGGUGUUACCGGCGUCGACGAUAAUGUUCACGCCGUUCACGACGACACCUUUCAAGACGAUCAAGAUAUAAUGUUUCAAGAUGGCACUCUCCAAUCUGCGCUGCAGAAGGCAUUCGCCUGCGGACGACCUGCGCUCCCACUAGCGUCACUGACAGCUCGGGUACCUCCUGGGUCUCCGCAGCCGGACAGGGAGCGUACGGUGGCUGCGCCGGACACGCACCACGAUGGUGCGACAUUGGACAUAGACGAGGAUCGGACUCUUCCCAGCCACCCAUCUGAUGUUUUGUCGGCCGGACCUGGCUUGACGCCCUGCGUAUCCCGGAAGGGUGCCACCGCGGUUACCCCAUCGGGCGCGGAAGGUGCCUCACGAGAUGAUCGAUUGGAUCCGGGGAAGCACUCUUCCUCGGAGAACGUCGGGGUCACUUCGGACCGGUCCGGGGCCCCUCUUGUGGAUGAUGAAAGCGAUCUUCAUGCCGCAUUAGUGGAUGAGAUGAAGGCACACCCCGGCGAGAGUCCGCUCGAUUCAUGGCUUCACUCUAUUCAAGUGAUGUACACGACGGCAUCGGAGCAAAUUGCGCCUGUAUCCUUGGAAACCAAGGUGGGGGAGGCGUGGAAUCGAACGCUCCAACCUGUGAUCAAGGAUCUGUAUCCAACGAAAUGGGCGUUUCUCGAGAUCGUUCGCAAGCAAGUUAGCCGGCUUAAAUGGAAGCAAGCUCCUGUUUUGGAUCAGUGGUCGACUAAGGUGAAACAGGGCACUCCGGCAGCUCCCGAAAGCUCUCCUGCUCCUUCGCGAGACCCGUACACGCGAUUUAUGUUUAAUCCGGCUAAGUACCAGCCGGCAGAGGUCGCGAAGCUGACGCAAGUGUGCGAAGCUUCUUACGAAGGGGCGUAUGGCCUUGAGAUCGGGAUGCAACCGCAGAGGAAUGGAAAAUUAUUGAGGGCCUGGCGGAAGGGUCUAUAG
Hyaloperonospora brassicae is the source of this 1365-nucleotide messenger RNA. The record is from the annotation of a GenBank genome assembly. Lineage: Eukaryota; Oomycota; Peronosporomycetes; Peronosporales; Peronosporaceae.